AUGUUGCCAGGUCCAUGGCGUCAGCAGUUGAGCUCGCUGCAGCGUCGAGCCCGGAACCGCCACGCUCGUAUCCUAUUGACAUCAACUCGCUCUUUUACCUCUGCUCCAUCGAGUUCUAAUGGUGAUGCUGAGUUUGCUCUGGGUGUCAAGUAUCUGCUUGGCAAAUCUGAAGACGCCGGCGAAGUGGGAAGCACCACGUCGGUGCUCGGCGCCGUGCUGCACUGGACGAACGCAGCGGGGAUGGGCCAUGUACGUGCACAAGGGGCGCUAGGCAGUUUGUAUCUCAAGGGUCACGCCGGCAUUCCGCGCAACGUGGCCCUAGCUACGCAGUUUCUGCAGCAGGCAGCGGACGCCGGCCACGACGGCAGCUGCCAUGAGAUUGGAAAGCUCUUUUUCCAGGGAAACGAUGAAGUUCCGCGUGACUUGGAGCGUGCACUUCACUAUUGGACCCAGGCGGCGAAGAGUGGCCACAUGGCGGCCAACUACGACCUGGGUUACAUGUACGCACAGGGACUGCACGUGACCCAGGACGACGACAAGGCUGUGCAGCUGUAUCGCCAAGCAGCCAAGCAGAACAUGCCCGAGGCGCACCGAGCGCUCGGCAAUGCCUGUUUACACGGACGUGGUGUGGUUAAAAGUGCCGAACAGGCAGUGACACACUUCCGUCAUGCGGCCGAAGCUGGUAACGCUUUGGCCCAGUUCGAUCUUGGCGCCUGCUACAUGCUUGGUCGUGGGAUCGAGCAAGAUCACUCCAAGGCAGCGCAGCUUUUUUUCUUGGCAGCGGAAGGUGGCGUUCCUCAAGCGCAACUGUGCCUGGCGCAGUUGUUUGAAACCGGCCAUGAAAUUCCAGCAGAUUACGACAAGGCCGUGCAGUACUACCAGUUGGCGGCGAAGGGCGGACUGGAGGAGGCGACACAGGCACUUGAUCGUCUUGGCGCACCUCACCAACCGGCACAGUAA
This is a messenger RNA of Phytophthora infestans T30-4, 960 nucleotides long. RefSeq lists its product as uncharacterized. Bases 1 to 960 code for a protein of 319 amino acids. NCBI's taxonomy places the organism in Eukaryota, Oomycota, Peronosporomycetes, Peronosporales, Peronosporaceae. The record is from RefSeq and is a predicted model, not a curated record. Gene Ontology annotation, molecular function: protein binding. The transcript has a single exon.